Molecule: messenger RNA, 7247 nt
Organism: Wyeomyia smithii (pitcher-plant mosquito)
Lineage: Eukaryota; Metazoa; Arthropoda; Insecta; Diptera; Culicidae
Gene: Np
Product: serine proteinase stubble
Exons: 12
Coding region: 1828-6078 (1416 amino acids)
Biological process (GO): proteolysis
Molecular function (GO): serine-type endopeptidase activity
Source: RefSeq, a predicted model, not a curated record
AGUCAGACCUUCUUUAGACCGCAACGACCGACAGCGUCGAAAACGAAGACGACGACGACGACGACGACCGCGACGCCACUGCCGCCACGGUCAGGUCACUAGCCAGCAAGCACGGUGUCCAUUUCCAAGUCAGUCAGUAUACGUCUAACGUCUUCAGUGUCAAGGUCUCUUGAUUCUUUCUCCCUUGCUCUCUGUCCGUACGACGAAGAAGAAGGUGUUGUGCUGAGUGCAGUAAGGAGUAUCCCUAGCUGGUGCUACGGAUUUACCUUCAUGUGUUUGGACUUUAUGAGCGUUUUUGGCACCUGUUGAUUGAGUUGCAGUUUUUCUUGUGAAGUUGUGCUAGAAGUGAUCUUGAAGACCUGUCUGAAAAAUACGCUACUUCUUGCUGAAGUUGACCGUUAGCGUCUUAUGGACUGUGUGUGUCCAGAAGUGCCAAGAAUUCAUCAAGUACUGAAUCGUGAAAAAAGCACCUAUCUGGAUGGAAUUGACCUUCAGCUGGGAGUGAAAUCAAUUCAUCGUACAACAUUUAGCAAUCGGCGCUCUUGUGACCAGCUGCUAUCGGAUCGAUCGGACAAAUCACUCGGAUCGCGGUCUGGCACGGGGAGGAAAGUUCGGUGCACGCAGUGAAAUUUGGCAGCAUCGCGAGUUUCUCUAGAAUACGACGCCGUUGAAACCGUUGAUGUUGAAACGUUGAUGACGCGUCCCCACCAGUGAGUAAGCAAGAGCUCUCGUUCGCGGCAAACGUCGGUGGUGGGUAGAGAAAAAAAGUGAAAUUUCGGUUGGCUUUCGCUCGUUAUUACUUUGCAUCUCGCGAAGAAACACACGCCGAUAAUGGUGUUAGUCAAACAUUGAGUGUCAUUGGCAGUCGAGUGGUAGACAACGCCAGGGUUAAGUGUGUUGGCAAGAUAAUUUCGGUCGCGAUCACGUAGGUUUAGUAGUGGCAAUCCGUGGUGAUAUCCGAAACUUGCGCUGCGCUGACUGAAGUGCUUCCAAAGAUCAGAAAUCGAUUCUCAUCCGUUCCCAGCGAAACUUGUUUCGAGUGUUCCGUGAACCGCGUCACUGCGGGUUUCAAGAGGCUUCAAUCUAAAUAAGUUAGAAAGGUGGCUUAAAGUGUUCGAUAUCGAAUGUGCAACGUGAAACUCGACAAGCGAAGAGUCCUUCCAUAAUGAUACCGAUUUGCAUCGCUAACGGUAGUGUAUGUAAUCGUUGUCCCACCCCACAGCAGCUUCCCAUCGAAGUCUGUAGUAAUAACGCUAGUAAUUUGCAUCAUUAACCGCUGAGAUUUGUCCCGCGAACUACACAUCAUCAUCAUCAGCAGCAUCAGUAACAUCCGUGCUAGAAAAGAAAACCAAUCGGUUUCCUGUCGCCGUACCUUCGCUGACUUCAACCGGAGAGAAACUAAUGAAAAUAGGCCUUCUCUGGCGGGUUGAUAAAUCGGGAUCGCCGCCACCUGUCUCUGCGUCGUUCGUCUCCCCCCUCUUCCCGUAUGCCCGAUCGCUCUGAAUUGCUCUUUGUCGUUUUAUGCUGAGUGUGGGGCGUUUCCAACGCUCUUGAGAAAGAAAAAAAAGUGGAACACAGUCAGGCCCCAGUUCAGAGCAUCCGGUGGCUAUUGCCGCGCAGAUCUAACGGGUUCAGUGGAGCGUAUCAUAGAAUUGGUCGAACAAGCGCAGUUUGAAAACAGCAAAAAAAGUCUAGCUCGCGCUUCUUUACGACGCUAGGGAAAUCAUACAGGUGCAUGCGAGGCCCAAGCUGGACGUGGAGACGUUCGAGUUCGAGUUCAAGUUUCGCUGAUAAAAACGUUGUCAUCGUUCGAGAGAAGCUGUCAAGAUGUCCAGUAAGCCACGUCGAGGGACAGACAGACGGAACUAUCAGCGAUGUACUGCCUCCCGCACAACGAACGCCCUGCUGCUGACCUCACUCACAGUGUUUCUGAGCAAUCUGCUCAGCACAGCUCACGGGAACCCGAUGCAUCCGUUCUCAUCAGCGCUGGCAAUCGGCCGAAACCUGCGGCAUCUACCUUGCGUGGUGCGGAGCACGGGCGCUGAAGGUAUCUGUAUGUUUGCCAUUGACUGCUUCAAAGCGAACGGAACCCACCUGGGAGUGUGUAUCGAUAAAAUAUUCUUCGGUUCCUGCUGCCAGGUUAAAGAUGAUAGCUUACUGUUCAACCAUGAAAUAACGGACAACAGUAUAGACCAUAAUCACAGCUCCGGCUUGCACUUUCAGCACUUUCCACCGGCGGUGGUAGAUACCAAUAAAAAACCACCGCUCACUGAAACGCGGUUGCCCACGACGGCGGCACCCAAAAACGCAACGAGAUAUGAGUUGAUCAGCACUUCGUCCACGACCACUCACCGAACAACAACAAAGGUGAUGCGAAGGAAUACAACCACUUCAACGAGAAAACCAACAACAACAACAACGAUGAAAGUAGAGCUAAAGGAUGACUUGCCAUCUACAACGGAUUACUGGGAGUUUUCCACUUUCCAAUACGUCCAAAACAAUAAAAAUCCUACCCAUAUAACCAACAAUCGUCGAACGACCACAGCACCAACUUUCAAAACAACUACUAAAAAGCUUCCACCGAGAACUACUCCCACAACCACAACAACAACAACUACUACUACUACGACUACAGCAAAACCAAUUAAAACUCGCAAACCGGCUCCAAGUCGAAAUAACACGCGUGCUCCAACACCUCAACUAACCACCCCAAAGACUGUUGUUACUACCUUACCAGAAAAUAAAAGGAACCUCACUACUUGGUCAACGAUAACGAGACGUCCUGUAACACCCGUGGAUACGACGACAUAUUAUUCUAGACGUCCGACCACCACAACUUCCACUACCGUGACACGUACAACCAUGCCACCGAGAAGACCAACGACAACAUUUACUCAAUUGCCCAAGGAAACUACCAUUUCGAGCACAACAAGACGACCAACGACUCCUCCUUCAAUAAUUCCAAUGACUAGACCUAUAAAUAGACUAAGACCUACCAUAACAACUACAGUUGAACCUGAUACCACCAGAGCUACGAGACCAAGACCACGGCCAACAUCAGUAAUUGUCACUGUGCCUGCAACAUCGCUAGAUCAUCUGCUCGAAGAUCUUGUAACAACUCUUCAGACAGAGCGAACUUCUGUUGAGACUUCGUCAUCCUUGAGACCUAGACCGAGCAUGAGUAGUAGCAUUAGUAGUAGAUACCCCAACACUACAAUUAAAAUUACAGAAACAACCACUCCUACACCAACAACAACAAUCUAUCGCCGGCCUACUACCACAACUACAACAACUGCCAAACCAACUACUUCUUCUACAACUAACACAACUCCUCCGACGACUAGCAAACAAACUACUACAACGACAACAGAAAAGCCCACAACGACUAGAACAACCACUCUUAAUGCUACUACAAGUACCACUGUUCCUACAACAAAAAUUUCCACCACCUUCGUCCCCUCGACUGCAAAAACUACCAUGAGUUCAACAACCAGCAGCACCACUCCAACAACAACUACGACUACAACUACAACAACAACUACCCCCAGGCCAACAACAACAACUACCAGGCCAACAACAACAACUACCAGGCCAACAACAACAACUACCAGGCCAACAACAACAACUACCAGGCCAACAACUUCGACUACCAGUGAACCCCGCACAACGACAUCUGGAAGAAUAACACCACCUGCGGAUAUUGAUUAUCCACCGGAGACGUCGCAAAUCCACAACUUUCUGGACGAAACAACAGCCGGAUCCGGUUUAGUUACCUGGUCUAGUAUAAUUGAUGACGUUCCCUUCGAGAAACAACCAGUGCCGGCAGGUCCCACUACCUCAAAUAGUUGGAUACUGAUUCAUACACUAACCCCCGAAGAGGUGCUUGCCACCAGCGGAAAUCAAACGUUUAAUCACAAUUCGAGUACGCAAUCAUCACCAUCAUCAUCCGUCACGUUGAUAGAUCAGACGCUACCAACGCUGCCGGAGGAUAUUGCACUUCCAGCGCAUGAACCGCAACUUCCUGAAGCCGCAUACAUUUACACCAUUCAUGACGAAACUAACCAUACGCUAAUCGAUGAGCUCACCUCUCAUUCACAACUUGCCACAACAUCGUCACCCACAGAAGUCGUCCUUAAUUUUUCGUCUGUAGCUAGCCAAAAACCCAGCACUGCGGGCAGUAGUUAUCCCACCAGUAGCGCCCCCUACACAGCAACAUCAACGACAACGACCAGAACAACACCAACCACAACUACCACCACUACUACUGUGGCCAGCACCAGCACUACUACCGAAGCGAUUCGGGAGGUGACUAGCAGUAGUACUACUAGCAGCUCCGGUCCAGAUUCAACUCCACUAGAUGAAGAGACAGCUUCAACUGUAACUCCUGAACCUACUACGAGGUCAACAACCACUUUGUCAACAACCCAGUCAACAGUUCCAAUGACAUCCACCGCUUCAUCGCUAUUAACCAGUGAGCAAGCAAGCAGUACAGGCACAAGCAGUGCCCCUUUAGAACCUAACAAUAACACUACGAUCACUGACAUCUCCACCUCACUUCUAAACGGAAUCAUUACUCAACUUCAGACAGGCUUAGCCUCCCAAACAAGCACACUGCUUUUAAGCACUACUACAGAACAAGAAACCUCGCAGGCAGCUACCUCAACGAUUGCACCGGAAGUCCUAAUUGAAAUAUACGAUCCCACGACAUCCUCACCGAAGGAGCCUUCAACGACGCAGACCUUCCACUGGGAACAGUCUACUACCGUCGAACCGGUAACUGACUCCGUAACCGAAGAUGGAAGCUUUGAAGAGGGCAGCGGAAGCGAAGAAGAAUCCGGUGAAGAAGGAAGUUCCAGUUUCGAAAGCUACGAAUCCACUCCGGAAGCGGUUAGUUCCACGCCGAUGCUGCUGCCGGUGACGGACGAUAUUUUAAACGUGAGCAUCUCUUCGGAACAACCGGCUACGACGAUAAUUUCUACCGUCUCAACAACGACAACGACGACGACCGAUUCGAGUACAAGUACCGGAAGCAUCAGUGCUGCCAGUUCGACAACGCCACUGAACAUUACCAGUUCGCUGCAAUCGAUCGCUUCCAUGUUUAACAUUUCCACCAGCACCGGAAUGCCGAUUCGGUUUCCUGACGACAACAGUACCGAAACCAGCAUUAGUAGCAGCAGUACAAGCAGCAGCAGUUUUGGUACCAGCAGUGCCAGCAGUAACGAAAGCACUCCAGUAACUGACGGUGUCACGUUAUCGCCAGAUGUGCUAAGCACUUCUACCAUACCGACGCUGGAAGGUAUCGACUAUCGAGUGGUGUGCGGCAAGCGUAUGUUUCCGGAGCCUCGAAUCGUCGGUGGAACUAAGGCAUCCUUCGGUCGGUGGCCUUGGCAGAUUUCCCUGAGACAGUGGCGAACUUCGACCUACCUGCACAAAUGCGGCGCUGCUUUGCUGAACGAGAACUGGGCCAUCACGGCAGCUCACUGUGUAGAUAACGUUCCACCAUCGGACCUUCUACUGCGGUUAGGUGAGUACGAUUUGGCGCUGGAAGAGGAGCCCUACGGCUACCAGGAGCGACGGGUACAGAUUGUGGCAUCCCAUCCUCAGUUUGAUCCUCGAACGUUCGAGUACGAUCUAGCAUUGCUAAGAUUCUACGAACCAGUGAUAUUCCAGCCAAAUAUUAUUCCGGUUUGCGUUCCUGAUGGGGAUGAGAACUUUAUUGGCCGGACUGCGUUCGUAACUGGAUGGGGGCGACUGUACGAAGAUGGUCCAUUACCAAGUGUCCUGCAAGAAGUAACCGUUCCUGUGAUCGAGAACAAAAUCUGCGAAACAAUGUACCGAAGUGCCGGUUAUAUCGAACAUAUACCGCACAUAUUUAUCUGUGCUGGAUGGAAGAAGGGCGGAUAUGAUUCUUGCGAAGGAGACUCCGGCGGUCCGAUGGUGAUCCAGCGGCAAGACAAGCGCUUCCUGCUGGCCGGUGUCAUCUCCUGGGGUAUCGGUUGUGCCGAGGCCAAUCAACCGGGCGUGUACACGAGGAUAUCGGAGUUCAGGGACUGGAUCAAUCAGAUUCUGCAGUUCUGAGAAUUAACAUUGGAUGCCAACCCUACGCGGGAUAUACUACGUACAAGCUCUAGGACUAUAUUAAGGUGCAUUUCCGGAACAGGCUGUCUCCGACGAUCUUCGGUGCAGUACCGAAAUAGAUAGGAUCAGAAGGCAGCCAAAUUGCGACUGCUAGCGACCGUACAUCUUUACAGAGAGAGAAAAGAGAUGAGCAAAGUUGAGGACUCUGAGUCUACAUUGUUGAUUCGUUUUAAUCUGGCAGGGGUGCCACCAUACAGAGUUGCACACAUUGAUCUGUCGAUAGAAUCGGCACCUGAAGGCACAAUACUCGGUCCACGUCCAAGUAGCUGCAAGAAUGUACAUUUCAUCGAUAGAUCGAUACCGUGAUUGAAGACAGGUAGUUUUAUUGGCGAGGGAAAAACAUUUAUUUUAAACAUAAAAGUUUUUAAUUGAGUGUGGUGUCACUCACAGCACAGAACCAGUGUACGAAAAACACAAGCAAGAAGGAAACUAUUUUUGAAUUUUUAGUGAAAAAAUGAGUAAAAUAUGCUGAAGUUUUAAAACAAUCAGAAGUGUGAGCGAGUGAACGCGAAUGCGAGCAUGAUUUAGUUUUUAAAAAUCUUCUCUAAGUUGUGAUAAAUAGUUGUGAAUGGAUGUGAAUCACAUAUUUUUCUGCAGCGCUAACGAAUGAUUGUGGUAUCUUAGCAACAAACAAAUUUCGCCGACGUGUUAGAUUUUAGGAAAUAAAGAAAUUAUUUAUUUAUUUAUAUUCAUAAAACUUAAUUAAAACAUUACACAUCAUCUAGCAUUUUAUCUCGAACCAGAAUUUUCACGUUCCACAGUAAAAAGACGUCCUCGGUGAGAUGUGCAAGGUCUGGCUCGAAUUGCGAUAGGAAUUGGAAAAGAAGCGUACUAUUUUUAGAACAACUGCACACAAAUACAGUAAAGAACAGAGCCAGACAGGGUGUGAUUGAACAUUGUUUGUAAAUAUAUAUCUGUUAAGGAUUUGAACGAGAAAACAUUUAAAAAUAUUGUACAAUUUGCACAAGAAAAGAAAAUAUUUUUGAUUUGAAAUUAAUUAUUACACUGUAAUUAGCACGUCCGAAGUCAUAUUUAUUGACAAAUAGUGAAAUCUUUUGUUAUAAACACGCUUACUGAAAAUAAACAACAGCUGUUUGUGAAGCGAAUAA